This is a messenger RNA of Frankliniella occidentalis (western flower thrips), 1857 nucleotides long. It is a transcript of the gene sut4, whose product is annotated as facilitated trehalose transporter Tret1. Gene Ontology annotation, cellular component: membrane. Gene Ontology annotation, molecular function: sugar transmembrane transporter activity. Gene Ontology annotation, biological process: carbohydrate transport; transmembrane transport. Lineage: Eukaryota; Metazoa; Arthropoda; Insecta; Thysanoptera; Thripidae. The record is from RefSeq and is a predicted model, not a curated record.
CUGGCUGCUCAUCCUGUUCGCCAGCAACGCGGCGAUGCUGUACGCGGCCCGCGCCAUCGCGGGCUUCGCCACGGGCGCCACCUCCGUGGCCGCACCCCUGUACUGCGCCGAGAUCGCCGAGCCGACCAUCCGCGGCACCCUCGGCACCUUCUUCCAGCUGCAAGUCACCAUCGGCAUCCUGCUCACCUUCAUCGUGGGCGGCUUCGCGUCCUACACGGCGCUGGCGGGGGUGAGUCUCGCCGUCCCCAUCCUGUGGUUCGCGACCGUCAUGCUGCUGCCCGAGACCCCCAUGUUCCUGCUCAAGAAGAACAACCCCCAGGCCGCCAAGCGCGCGCUGCGUCGACUGCGCGGCGUCACCUACGACGGCAUCGACUGGGAGGUGGCCGAGAUGCAGCGGGGCAUCGACGCGGCCGCCGACAACGACGCCUCGAUCAAGGAGCUGCUUUCGUCCAGGGCGGUGAUCCGGGCGCUCGUCAUCUGCCUGGGGCUCAUGGUGUUCCAGCAGGUGUCCGGCAUCAACGCCGUCAUGUUCUACGCCGUGACCAUCUUCGAGAAGGCCGGCAGCUCGCUCAAGCCCGAGAUCGCCACCAUCAUCGUGGGCGUGGUGCAGGUGCUGGCGACGGGGCUGGCCGCGGUGCUGGUGGAGCGCGCGGGCCGCCGCCUGCUGCUGCUUGGCUCGGCCGCGCUCAUGGCGCUGGCGCACAUCGUCCUGGGAGUGUACUUCCACCUCAGCGACUCGGGCACGGACGUGUCCUCUUUGGGCUGGCUGCCCUUGCUGUGCGUCGUCCUCUUCGUCGUCGUCUUCAGCUUGGCGUUCGGCCCCAUCCCCUGGAUGAUGGCCGGCGAGCUGUUCGCCGAUGACGUCAAGGCCACGGCCUCCACCGCCGCAGCUGCCGUCAACUGGAGUAUGGCGUUUGCCGUCACCAAGGUGUUCCCCACCCUUAUGUCGGGCGUUGGUGUCCCCGGCACGUUCUGGAUCUUUGGGGGAUGCUGUGUGGCGGCCACGGUGUUCGUCGCCGUCCUCGUGUUCGAAACCAAGGGACGCAGCCAGGCCGAGGUUCAGGACAUCUUGAGCGGGAAGCGGAUGUAAAACGGAGUCCUGCCGCACUCUCUCAAGCGACGUGUCAAGUCGCAACCCCGCAUUCACCCCCUGUGGAGUGGGCUAUGGCGGGUCUGCUUAACUACUGCAUCAAACGGGGAAAAUGGGACACCCCUUGGUAGAGGGAGGAGGUACCCCUUCGCCCGUAGCCCCCUGAUUUCGGGCUUCAUCGCUAGUCAUUUGACAUUGAACCGGUACAUGGCACGAAAGGUACAAAAGAUACGCCGGCCUGCCAAUCACCGUCGCUAGUUGUAUUUUAAUUUGGUAUAAGACUAGUUGGUGCUUGGGUGGUUACUAGCCGGAAAUGCAUCGACGUAACGUCGUUGAAUCAACAUUGAUCUGACUAUUAUAUGGUCCGAAAUUCGUAACUCGAAAACGCAACCCCGACUUCGACGUCGAUUCAACGUUGAGUCGACUUUCAAUUCCUGGCUGGGCUAAGAGGUUCACCAGCCUAGAUCUGAAUCUGUCAGACAAAGCACGCAACACAAUGUAAUACUCUGUUAGACGCAGACCGCAAAUCUAAGUCAGCGAGCAUCCAUUUGCGCCAUUCACUCAUCAUUCCCAGUUACGCUCUAGUCAAUUAUUUUACGUCCGCGUCACGUAUUUUUCCGAAAUGCGCAUACUUUAUAUGAUAUGCAGUACGAUUGACAGGAGAGAAAAUAACAAUACGAUUGUUCACAAAUCAUCUCUUUUGUCGAGAAAGAAAAUAUUGAAACCGAAAAAAAUAGUAAUAUAAUAAAGCCGCAAGUUACGUGCGA